UGUUAAACAUAUGUUUCUAGGAGUUACACAGUUGCAUUACUGUCUCAUGCCUGAUGCUGAUAAAUUGCUUGGCUCACUGACUAGGAAAUGCCUUGACAGCAACCAAAACAUUUUCCAAGGUAUUUGACCAAGGGAUUAGGAAGAGUACAUUUGAUCUAGAGCAUGGACAGUUGACAGUGAAAUGGAGGAGGAGAGAACGACACAGAGGAACAUCUCAGGGGAGUUGAAGGAUGAAGAUGAUGAUUAUCCCACCUGGGCGGUCAGCACUCUUACCACAAUCCUGGUGGUCACCAUUAGUGGAGAUAUUGUGGGUAACCUUCUGGUCAUCACAUCUGUCUUUAGGAACAAGAAACUUCGCAAAGCAGGAAAUGCAUUUGUGGUCAGCUUGGCAGUGGCUGACUUGCUGGUCGCCUGUUACCCAUACCCCUUGGUUCUGUUGGCAAUUUUCAACCAUGGCUGGAGGAUGGGCCACUUGCAUUGCCAAAUGAGUGGAUUCUUCAUGGGACUCAGCGUGAUCAGUUCUGUAUUCAAUAUCACGGGGAUUGCAGUCAAUCGCUACUGCUAUAUCUGCCACAGCAGCUGGUACAAUCGCCUAUUCUCUAAUUCCAGCACAAUUUGCUAUGUGGGUCUUGUAUGGGUGUUGGCCCUGGCGGCCAUUUUGCCAAACCUCUUUGUGGGAUCCCUACGAUACGACCCUCGUAUAUUCUCCUGCACAUUCGCUCAAUCUGUCAGCUCCUAUUACACCAUUGCUGUUGUGAUCUUCCAUUUUUUUUUGCCUAUCGGGGUGGUGAGCUACUGCUAUCUACGCAUCUGGGUGCUUGUUCUCAAUAUUAGGCACAGGGUCAAACCAGAUAGGCACCUCCAUCACCAGACAUGGCCUUACAAUAUCCAUGGGUUUAUCACCAUGUUUGUGGUGUUUGUCCUCUUUGCAGUAUGCUGGGGCCCGUUGAAUAUCAUUGGACUGACAGUGGCCAUCUAUCCACCCCUUGGAGAUUCUAUACCUCAAUGGCUCUUUGUAGCUAGUUACUUCAUGGCCUAUUUCAACAGCUGUCUCAAUGCUGUGGUCUAUGGUGCUCUGAACAGAAAUUUCCGUAGAGAAUAUAAGAAGAUCCUGUUAAACAUCUUCCAGUUGACCUGAAGAACUGUAAAACAUUUAGCCUUUAGUUAAUUUAACGGAUGUAUGUACAAAAGAAAUUAAAAAAAUUUUUGUAUGUAAAUAAAGAUACCUGCACCUUCCAUGAAUAGCUGAGCGAGUCCUGAAAACGUUUUUGCACUAUGGGAAUAAAGCUAAUUGCAAUUCACUGAAUACAACUAUAGAAAUGGUGCAAUUAUGGGAUUAAAUUCAGCAUGCAGUCUUGCAAAGGACAUUCACGUGCCUGUUUAGUAUAAAUUGACGGCUUCUCAGCAAAUUCUUAAAAUAACUUCUAUUUUAGAUUCAUGGCAUCUUGAAAAAUAUUCUGUCGUACAUU
Messenger RNA from Xenopus laevis (African clawed frog), 1469 nucleotides. RefSeq names its product clone X2.0 melatonin receptor L homeolog (gene mtnr1al.L). The transcript is spliced from 2 exons. Gene Ontology annotation, cellular component: membrane; plasma membrane. Gene Ontology annotation, molecular function: melatonin receptor activity; G protein-coupled receptor activity. The record is from RefSeq and is a predicted model, not a curated record. Lineage: Eukaryota; Metazoa; Chordata; Amphibia; Anura; Pipidae. Gene Ontology annotation, biological process: G protein-coupled receptor signaling pathway; signal transduction. Bases 182 to 1138 code for a protein of 318 amino acids.